AUGGCAUCCGCUCGCAGCAGCCGCAACGGCACGCUUAAAGAGCUCAACCGCUUGCUCAUUAGCGAUGGUCGUCGGAGCCUGUGGACUCGUUCCAUACAGACCUUGGAUCAGAUGCAAGCCUCGCAGAUUCAAGCUGAUGCCUUCACCUGCAGCUCUGCUAUUAGCUCCUGCGAGAAAGGGGCUUGGCAGAUUGCCCUUCACUGCUUCGGCAGCCUGUGCCGAUCUGUCCUUCCCAACGCAGUCGUGUACACCACCCUGAUGGUGGCCUUCAGCCGGUAUGGAGAGUGGCGACAGGCCCUCGACCUGUUCCGGGUAGCGGAGCACGCGCACACGGACAUUGUGCUCUACGGCGCCGCAGUGAAGGCCUGCGAGGAGGGCAGCCAAUGGCAGGAGGCCAUUUGCAUCCUCCAAAGCCUCCCUGACCGGGCUUUGGUCCCGGACACGACCCUGGUGAACUCGGCCAUCAGUGCUUGUGAGAAGGCCGAAGAGUGGCCGUGGGCCCUCCACUUGCUCCGGACGCUCUCGGACUGGGUCCUCCGUGCCGACGCCAUUUCUUUCAGUGCCGCGAUCAGCGCUUGCGAAAAAGCCAUGCAGUGGCAGCAGGCACUUCUCGUUCUUGGCGAUGUCGAGCACAGUUUGCUGGAAUUGGACAUCAUCCUCUGCAAUGCCGCUCUCAGCAGCUGCGCCAAGGGAGCAUGGACGUGGAGCUUGCACCUGCUUGCCAGUCUGGAGCAGAGGGCGCUGGCGGCAAGCCAGAUCACCUUCAAUGCGGCAACGGCAGCUGCUGCGGCCAGCCCAUGGCAGCUCGCUUGGUGCCUCUUGCCCAGCUUCACAUCCCACACCCUCCGGACCGAUGUGAUCGCAUACAAUGCUGUGGUGUCCGGUGUCGGGGGAGAGUGGCCGGUGGCCUGCCAGCUGCUUUGCAAAAUUGAGGAGGUACUUCUAAACUCUUCAGUGGUGAGUUAUACCGCAGCUUUGGAAGCUUUCGCCACGCCCGACGACGUGGUGUCCCCAUGCGUCGCUGCCGAGAAGCAAAGAAUCGCAGAAGAGUUCUUGCACGCCAGAAUCAGGUUGCAGCUAGUAUGUUUCGUCAUGGCGCCGCAGCUUAUCCUGCCUCGGGAUGCUGCAGAGCUUCGGCGAGCUUGUGCGGCGGACAGUGGGGAGGGAGGGAGGGUGAGCACGGGAGAGAGCGAGAUGCGAGACUUCGAGCAGAGUUCUCCCCCGGAUCCCGUUGAGUGCAGCAUUUGUUUGGAGGGCGAUGCCAAUGUCCUGCUGCCGUGUGGUCACCGCUACCAUGCAGAAUGCUUGGACCGAUGGUUCGAAACUCGUCAGGUCUGCCCCACCUGCGGAAGAGCCUACGGGGACACUGUAGGAACGAUGCCAGAUGGAGUGAUGAGCUGGCAUUUUCGAAAGCAACGCCUGGCUGGCUACAGUUGCCCCACCGUGGUACUUCAUUUCUUCUUUCCGCGCGGUACAGUCGACGGAGAGGAGUUUGAGGGUCGAUCGCAGCAUGCAUAUUUGCCGGACGACGAAGAAGGACGUUCUCUCCUGGCACUCUUCCAGUUGGCCUUCCGUCGAAGACUCCUUUUCGGUCUAAGACCUUCUUUGACGACGGGGCGCCUGCGGCCGACAUUUUCCAUUCACAUGAAAACGUCCAUGAGUGGUGGCCCAGCCCGACAUGGGUACCCGGACCCGCAAUACUACAGAAGCGCCCUGGAAGAGUUGCGAUUGGCAGGCGUCGAAAUCGACGCGGCUCUGCCGGUUGCAGUGUCUCUCCACAGAAGCUCCUACGGCUGUGCCAGAUGUGGACGGAACGCAGUGGCUGUUCUCAACCACUUAAUCUACCCGGUCACCCCUCUGGCAUGCUUCUUCGCGCUGGCAGCGACAGGAGAGGGGCGAAUGGCGGUUCUGGCUGCGAUUUCAGUGGAAGCAGGGCUCACUCUCCCGGCCUUCCCGUCCACGCUGGGAUUCCUGCUAUGGAUUCUCCUGACAACGAUCGCGUACACAUCGCUGGACUUGGUCUGCAUGUUGGCCACCGGCAUUGCAAACUUGUACGUCGUGCUUCGAUUGCUUCUGCAGCACCGAUACAGCUGCUUCGACACGGUUGCGAACCGAGCCCGCUCCUGGGUAUCAAACCGCCUGUUCCAGCUGGGCCUCCUGAAUCUGGUGAUUCUCUAUUCUGGCAUUUGGCAGUAUACCUUGGCAAGGUUUCUCUGGCAGGAGCUGCGGGCUCUUUCCUGGUGCAGCUCUUGCGGAGAGCUGGGUACCGAAGCCCUGCAUGGGUCCAGGACACCAUGA
Messenger RNA from Symbiodinium necroappetens, 2298 nucleotides. The record is from the annotation of a GenBank genome assembly. Lineage: Eukaryota; Dinophyceae; Suessiales; Symbiodiniaceae.